Pristis pectinata (smalltooth sawfish) is the source of this 2390-nucleotide messenger RNA. RefSeq names its product TatD DNase domain containing 3 (gene tatdn3). The record is from RefSeq and is a predicted model, not a curated record. Gene Ontology annotation, molecular function: hydrolase activity, acting on ester bonds. The coding region runs from base 219 to 1031 and encodes 270 amino acids. Lineage: Eukaryota; Metazoa; Chordata; Chondrichthyes; Rhinopristiformes; Pristidae. The transcript is spliced from 10 exons.
GUUCUGGUUCCGGUAGAGCUGCGGUCAACCACGUCGCGGCAGGAAUGUACGUCCCCAAUAAAUCAAUUAUUAGAGCUCCAUCUGGUAUUGUUCGUGCAGAAUAGAUUCAAUUUGCUAAUUUGCAGAAGACUUCAAAAAUAGGCAAAUCCGAAAGUGAAACGCUGCAGCUUGCUAAUGUCAGAGGGUGGUGAGGUGCACCCUGUCGUGGUCCGGGCAGCAUGAGCGGAUUCAUCGAUUGCCACUGUCACUUGGCGGCGCCGGAUUUCCAAACAGAUAUUGAUGCAGUGAUAGAGCAAUCUAAGAAGGCUGGAGUCCUAGCUCUUGUGGCAGUAGCAGAGCAUGCUGGAGAAUUUGAAAGACUAAUAGAGCUUUCAGAGAAAUAUUCUGGGUUUGUGCUACCAUGUCUUGGUGUUCAUCCGGUGCAAGGAAGUCCACUACAGGAACAACGUGGUGCCACUCUUGAGGAUUUGCAGGAUGCACUUCCAUUAAUAGAAAAAUAUAAGGAAUGUUUACUGGCAAUUGGAGAGGUUGGGUUGGAUUUUACCCCACGAUUUGCCAGCACUGAAGUGCAGAAGAAUGAACAAAGAAAGGUCUUCACUGAACAAAUUGAAAUUGCAAAGCAGUUGGAUUUACCUUUAAAUGUACAUUCUCGCUCUGCUGGACGUCCAACUAUUAACCUACUGAAGGAACAAGGAGCUCAGAAGGUAUUGCUUCAUGCCUUUGAUGGAAAACCCUCUGUGGCUAUGGAAGGGGUGAAAGCUGGGUUUUUCUUUUCAAUCCCACCAUCCAUUGUACGAAGCGAGCAGAAGCAGAAACUGGUGAAGCAAUUGCCAUUAGAGUUUAUAUGCCUAGAGACAGACUCUCCUGCAUUAGGACCGGUAAAACAGAUAAGAAAUGAGCCCCGGAACAUAUCAGUCUCCUGUCAGUACAUUGCACAAGUUAAAGGACUUACAGUGGAGAAAGUCAUGGAAGUGACAACACAGAACGCAAUCAAACUUUUCCCAAAACUUCAGAAAUUUAUCCAUUUAUAAAUGAUCUCUGCAAUAAAUAAGUGACAAAAAUUAGGAUAUAUUUGUGGAUGCAAUUUAACCUUAAGGUAGAGUUAAGGCACAAUAAAAUCAACCUCAAAAUGCAAUCUAAUAGUUGUGUCAACUUUACCGGGUUCUCAUAGAGCCAUAUAGUUAUACAACAUGGAAACAGGCCAUUCAGCCCAACUAUUCCAUGCUGAUCAAGUCCCAUUUGCCUGAAUUUGGCCCAUAUCCCUCUAAAUGUUUCCCUUCCAUGUACCUCUCCAAAAAUCUUUAAAACGUUCUAAUUGUAUCCAUCUGUACCACUUCUUCUGUCAGCUGAUUCCAUAUGCCCACCACUCUCUGUAUGGAAAAACAUGCUCCUCAGGUCCCCUUUAAAUCUUUUCUCUCUCACCUUAAACUUAUGGCCUCUAGUUUUAGACACCCCUACCCCUGGGAGAAGGACUGACAAUCCACCUUAUCUAUGCCCCUCAUGAUUUUAUAGACCUCUACAAAGUCACCCCUCAGUCUCCAUCACUCCAGGGAAAACAGUCACCAUUUAUCCAGUCUCUUCUUAUAAAUCAAGCACUCCAGUCCAGGCAACAUCUUUGUGAAUCUUUUCUGCAUUCUCUAGUUUAAUAACAUCCUUCCUAUAGCAUGGCAAGCAGAAUUGCACAUAAUACUCCAAGUGCAGUCUCACCAAUGUCUUGUACAGCUGGUUUACUUCUUUACUUAAAAGUGUAUGCAUUCAUUCUAAGAUUAAAAUUACUUUCAUUAUUCUAACUUGCCAAACAUUGGUAAUGCAAAUCUGAACUAAAAGGUUUUGGUGAAUAAAUUUUAUUUUUGAAAUAAAAAACAAAAAUUAGGAAUUCACAAUAGAUCCAAAUUUAUCUAAAUUAACAAAAAUAUGUUAGCAUUUGAGUGUGGAGAGUUCAUCAAAGGAAUAUUCUGUUAUAUAGUUUUCAAACUGGCAUUAUUAAGAGACACUUAUCAAAACACAUCCAUUAGGUAAUGAUCCAAUUUUUUUGCCCUGUAAUUCAAAAUUAUUAUAUGUCUAGUUACUUUAAAAAUAGAUGUAUUAAAUUACAGAUACCUAGCUUCUGGGGAUGCCUUUUAUCACAACAGCACACUUUUUGUAAUGUCCUGACAUAGCUGUCCUUAAAUUUUAGAUUUUAAUGGUGCAAAUCAUCUUCUCUUGUGUUGUAUAAUUUUAUGAAUUGCCUUGCAAUAUGAAACCGUAGGCAGCAAAAUAAUCAAAUCAAUAAUGCAUAAAAAUUAUCUUUUUUUUCAAAAUUUUGUAGUUAUAAGGUUUUUGAAAAGGCCAUACAUCCUAAAAGGAAAUGUAAAUUGACAGUUCUGCAGAAAAAUGUAUAUAAGCCUAUU